AGUCCCGGGGCUGCAGGGAGCGCAGCACGCGCAGCCCGGGCCCCGGCCACCGGACGCCCUACCGGACACAGCCCUCCCCGGAGCUUGGACAGCUGCCCACCUCGGACACUGCACCGGACACUGCCCCCCACAGGGCUGGACACCACAACGGACAUUACUUCUCAGCUCCGGACAUUGCUCCCUCCUCCCCCCACACCCGCCCCGGGCCCUGGACGCUUCCCCCUCCCCCUCCGGGGGCCCAGAGACUGACCCCCCCACUCUAGCUCGCAACCCCUUGCACCCCAGCUCCAGACACUGCCUCCUCCCGGGCCCCCUCUUCUUCCUCCUCCUCGCACUUCAUCUCUCCCCCGCUCGGGUCGGAGCCCGGCCAGUUUCUUCGACCCCCUGCAGCUCGGCCCCGGCUGCCCGCGCCCCCAUCCCCCGAUUCCUCGCCCGGAUGCCUCUCCCCGGGGGACUGUGGUGGCUCCUCUGCUGCCGUCGAGGCUUCACUCUUCUGCACCGGGACUACGGGGACGGCGAGCUUAGCGGGGACGGGGACGAGGACGAGGACGAGGAGACCUUUGAGCUACGGACCCCGAGUCCAGCGGGCGGCGGGAGGGGCACCCUGGACGUGACCCUGACUCAGCCUGUGAGGAGUGGGCAGGUCUCCGACAGGUUGCAGAGCUGGGAAGAGACCAGGAGCCUCAUUCCCGAGAGGGGGCUGCCAGAGGACGACCCAGACAUCGUUGUGAAAGGUUGGUUGUACCGUGAGCCUCGAGGAGGAGGGGCGAGGCCCUGGUUGCCCCCACGUCGGGCUUGGUUUGUGCUCACUCGAGACUCCCUAGACCAGUUCAGUAGCAGUGGAAAGGGGGCUCGGCGCCUGGGGAGCCUUGUGCUUACCAGCCUGUGCUCAGUGACCGGCCCGGAGCGCAGGCCCAAGGAAACCGGUUUGUGGUCAGUGACUGUGUCUGGCCGGAAGCACAGCAUCCGGCUCUGCUCACCCCGCCAGGCUGAGGCUGAAUGCUGGGGUGUGGCACUUCGUGAAGUGAUCGCCUCCAAGGCACCCCUAGAGACCCCCACCCAGCUGCUGCUCAGGGACAUUCAGGAGAGCUGUGGUGACCCAGAGGCUGUAGCCCUCAUUUACCGGCGGAACCCCAUCCUGAGACACACCAGUGGAGCCUUGUAUGCCCCACUCCUGCCCCUGCCCUACGGAGUCAGUGCCCCAGGUCCAGGCUAUGCGCCCUUGCGGGAGGAGGCAGUGCGGCUGUUCCUGGCACUGCAGGCUCUGGAGGGGGCGCGGCGCCCCGGGCCCCUGAUGCAGGGUGUGCUCCAGACCUGCCGGGACCUGCCUGCGCUCCGAGACGAACUCUUCCUGCAGCUGGCUAAGCAGACUUCAGGCCCCGCGGGGCCCCCCGGGCCCCCGGCUACCAGAGACCCCGCGGCCUUGCGGUAUUGGCAACUCCUCACCUGCAUGAGCUGCACCUUCCGACCUGGGGGAGCUGUUCGGGGGCAUCUCCUGGGGCAUCUGGAAAGGACGGAGCAGGCGCUCCCGGACUCGGAACUGGCAGAAUAUGCGCGCUUCAUUCGGAAAGCGCUGGGCCGCACGCGCGGCCGAGAGUUGGUGCCGUCGCUCGCGGAGAUUUCUGCGCUGAGUCGAAGGCAGGAGCUGUUGUGCACCGUGCACUGUCCCGGGGCUGGUGCCUGCCCUGUGGCCAUUGACUCCCACACCACAGCGGGGGAGGUUGCUCGAGAGCUAGUGGGGCGGCUGGGCUUGGCCCGGAGCCGCAACGCAUUCGCGUUGUACGAGCAGCGAGGAGCCCAGGAGCGAGCCCUGGCUGGGGGUACUCUCGUGGCCGACGUGCUCACCAGGUUUGAGAACUUGGCCGCGGAAGACGUCGGGCUGGAAGACUCGCCCGACGCUGGCUGGAGACUGUGUCUGCGUCUCCAUGGUCCUCUGCACCCUGAAGGGCUGUCCCCAGACGGUCACGAACUGCCUUUCCUGUUUGAGCAGGCUCACGCUCUGCUGCUGCGCGGCCGGCCGCCCCCACCCGACGACACGCUGCGCACCCUGGCGGCGCUGCGCCUGCAGAGCCUGCACCGGGACUUCUCCCCGCUGGCGCCCCCGCCGCGUUUGGACCGCCUGCUGCCGCCCCCUGCCCCGCCGCGCGAAGCCCUGCCCCGCCUGAAUUCCAGGCCUCCCCCCUCCGCCGCCCUGCUGGCCGGGGCAAUCUGGAGUCCGGGCCUGGCCAAGAGGCGGGCGGAACGCGCCCGGCGCGGCGGGCCGGGACGCACGGCUGGAAGCGUGGCCCGCGAGGCAGGAGGUGGCGCCGGCACCGCUGCUGCUGUGCUGGGCGGCUGGAAAAGGCUACGCGGCAUGGGCCGAGCUGAGGCCAUGGCUGCCUAUCUGGCACUGGCGGCGCAGUGUCCAGGGUUCGGCGCUGCUCGGUAUGACGUUCUGGAGCUGAGCACGGAGCAUGGUGGGGGCGCUCCACAGAAGCUAUGCCUGGGCCUGGGAGCCAAGGCCAUGUCCCUUUCCAGACCCGGCGAGACAGAGCCCAUCCACAGUGUCAACUAUGGCCACGUGGCCGCCUGCCAGUUAAUGGGCCCCCACACCCUGGAAUUGAGGGUGGGAGAGAGCCAGCUCCUUCUGCAGAGUCCUCAGGUGGAAGAGAUCAUGCAGCUGGUGAAUGCCUACUUGGCCAACCUCUCCCCCGAGAGGCCUCGCAGCAGCGCUUCUCUUCCAUGCCAAGACCUGCCAGACACCUCCCCUCCCAGCCAGCACUCCAGCCUGGACGAGCCCCAGGGACAGUCUGGCUGUUUGGAGCAGCUGCAGGACUGAGCCUGCCAAGAGGUCACGACCUCCCUCCUGACUCCAGCCUGGACCCAAACUGCUCUGAGAUUUGAGGGACUAUGGACUCUUUUGGCCCUGCAGGGACAGGGCACACCCCCCACCCAAGAGCUGCAAUGGAUGCAGACAGUUUUCUAGUUUGUUUCUUAAUUUAUUUGUAGAAGAAGAGAAAAAAUCCUUAUUUACACAAA
Molecule: messenger RNA, 3018 nt
Organism: Talpa occidentalis (Iberian mole)
Lineage: Eukaryota; Metazoa; Chordata; Mammalia; Eulipotyphla; Talpidae
Gene: PLEKHH3
Product: pleckstrin homology, MyTH4 and FERM domain containing H3
Exons: 13
Coding region: 437-2818 (793 amino acids)
Biological process (GO): signal transduction
Cellular component (GO): cytoskeleton
Source: RefSeq, a predicted model, not a curated record